This is a messenger RNA of Myripristis murdjan (pinecone soldierfish), 2595 nucleotides long. It is a transcript of the gene pdk2a, whose product is annotated as pyruvate dehydrogenase kinase 2a. Gene Ontology annotation, cellular component: mitochondrion. The transcript has 11 exons. Gene Ontology annotation, molecular function: pyruvate dehydrogenase (acetyl-transferring) kinase activity. The coding region runs from base 133 to 1362 and encodes 409 amino acids. Gene Ontology annotation, biological process: protein phosphorylation; regulation of glucose metabolic process. The record is from RefSeq and is a predicted model, not a curated record. Lineage: Eukaryota; Metazoa; Chordata; Actinopteri; Holocentriformes; Holocentridae.
UCCCCUCUGGUCACUGGUCAAUCGACAACGUGACAGCCCGUUUGCUGCUGGGAGAAAACUGCGGCUCUGCAGACGAGUGGCAUCGCAACACACUAACGACUAAACAAACCGGUUGGACCAAGGGCAGCCGCAAUGAAGUUUGUAAGAUUCAUAAUGAAAAAUGCAGCCUUGGCCAGCGUGCCAAAACAUAUCGAGCAUUUUUCCAAAUUUUCGCCUUCACCGCUCUCCAUGAAACAGUUUCUCGAUUUUGGUUCCAUCAAUGCAUGCGAGAAGACAUCCUUUGUAUUUUUGAGACAGGAGCUCCCUGUGAGACUGUCAAACAUUAUGAAGGAAAUUAACCUCUUGCCUGACAAACUGCUGACAACCCCAUCUGUGCAAAUCGUACAGAGCUGGUACAUCCAGAGUUUAAUGGAGAUCCUCGAGUUCCUAGACAAGAAUCCUGAUGACCACAAAGUCUUGGGAGAGUUUGUUGAUGCCUUAGUGACCAUCCGGAACAGGCAUAAUGAUGUGGUGCCAACCAUGGCCCAGGGUAUCAUAGAGUACAAAGAAGUUUUUCCCCAGGACCCAGUAACCAACCAGAACAUCCAGUACUUUCUGGACCGCUUCUACAUGAGCCGCAUAUCUAUACGUAUGCUCAUCAACCAGCACACCCUUAUUUUUGAUGGAGCAACCAAUCCAGUUCAUCCCAACACCAUUGGCAGCAUUGACCCGCAGUGCCAAGUCACAGAGGUGGUGCAAGAUGCAUUCCAUAGUGCCAAGAUGCUGUGCGACCAGUACUAUCUCAGCUCUCCUGAUGUGAUCCUGCAAGAGAUGAACAGCAAUAAAAAGAGCCAGCCCAUAAGUAUUGUGUAUGUGCCCUCUCAUCUUUAUCACAUGCUGUUUGAGCUCUUCAAGAAUGCAAUGAGGGCCACUAUUGAAUGUCAUGAAAACAGCAACAACCUCCCUCCCAUUCAAGUCAUGGUAUCUCUUGGAGGCGAGGACAUGUCAAUUAAGGUGAGUGACAAAGGUGGCGGUGUCCCUUUCCGUAGGAUUGAGAACCUCUUCAGCUACAUGUACUCCACUGCUCCUGCUCCACAGAUAGGAGAUCACACCCGCACUCCACUGGCUGGCUUUGGCUACGGUCUGCCCAUCUCUCGUCUCUACGCCAAGUACUUCCAGGGAGACCUGCAGCUCUACUCCAUGGAGGGCUACGGCACUGACGCUGUCAUCUACUUGAAGGCGCUGUCUACAGACUCCAUAGAGCGGCUGCCGGUGUACAACAAGACAGCUCUAAAGAACUACAAAAUGAGCCAGGAGGCUGACGACUGGUGUGUACCCAGUAAAGAGCCUCUCGACCUUGCCAACUUUAAGAUGGGCAAAUGAAGAUGCCCUCCUGGCCUGGUGCUUCAAGCCUACAACCCGGGGAGCCUUCACGCCUGUCUUCAUAUUCCUACGCCCUCAUCUGCCAAAACAGAUGGGUGCCUCAUCUCUUGCUGCUGUGAGGCUCAUCUCCAGACUAGCAGGGACAAGGUGUUUUAGAUUUCAUUCUGGUUUUAGCAGUAGCAUCUUCAUGUUGUUUUCAGUGCCUCUGCUCAAUGCCUGUUACGGUACUUCAUGAGAAAAUAGACUAAAUUGAAAGUGGGUACUAACAGAAUACCUGCAACUAUUACUGAGGACUUGUCACGUUGUUUGACCUCACGUAUGAGAGGCAGUUCCAGUGUUGUAGAUACACACCCAGUACCAGCAGAAAGGGAGUGGACAUGCAGCCCACAGUUAAGUCUGUCCUGUGAGAUGGCAGAGUAGGUGGGGAGACACAAGUAGGCAUUUAACAGAGAUGGGUGUAGUGGUGUGACUGAAUAAGCCGGAAUAUGAGUGGACCGAUGCAGAAUAGAAGAUGGUUAAGUUAAGUUAUUUUAAGGGAAUCUGUUGUUAUGACAAUGGCUCCUGUCUUCUUUAAGAUCUAGUUACUGUCAGAAAAUGUCACCCCAGCCUUAAAGUAGCAAUUACAAUUAAAUGACCAAAAAGUCAUUUAGUUGAAUUACUUGAAACUAUUUAAAAAAUAUUAUUAUUGAUGGUGCAAACCUUGUUAUUAAGGCCAUGGACAUUUCAGCCUUUAAUAUUUAAUCACAUUAUUCACACCAACUGAUAAGAUACAGUGUUCUCUUACGUCAUUUCCAUGGACCAGGUUCAGCUUAAUCCGCUUCUGUGCGUAUUAAUUAUUGAGAUAGUAUUCCCAGGUUCUCUCUGAUACUGUGUUGCAUAGGCAGCUUGUGCCAGAAUAUUUCUCUGCCUCAUUUAGAAGUUGUAAUUCUUGUAGCAAAGUUCAGUUUAAGGUAGAGUUACUACCACAGACCCCAGAGGGCAAUGCAUGUCUUAUUUAAGUUCUUUAUCAGUCUGUGAUCCCUUAAGGCAAGGCCAGUGUCAGACUGUGCCAUAUGAAGAAAAAAAAGCCUUGGGUCCAUAUGUGUUGGAGAUGAACUUUUGUUUUGUAUUAUAUGUAUCUUUAAUUAUAUUUGAAAGGUUAUUUUUGUAGCUAAACGAUGUGCCACUGAAAUGACUGUAAAUACUGUAAAUAAAACCCCAUCAAUGAAACACUCAAAUGGUUUCAGUGCAAAA